AUGUCUGACGUAUAUUUCUAUAAGUAUCUAGUCAAUCACCAGGUAUUCUUCAGGUCUAAGUACACCUAUGCUUUGGUCAACAUUAAGCCUUUGGUUCCGGGACAUGUUCUUGUUGUGCCAUUAAGAACCAGUAUUUUGAGGUUUGGAGAUUUAACGGCAGAAGAAUCCCUGGAUUAUAUGCUGACAUUGCAACUUAUUCACAAGUUUAUAAUACAUUUAUACAAUGCCGACUCAUUAAAUAUUGCUAUUCAAGAUGGGCCUGAGUCUGGACAGUCCAUACCUCAUUUACACACGCACAUAAUUCCUCGUUACAAGACCGAUGGAUUUGGAGAUGGAAUAUAUGAAAAGUUAGAUAGAUUGGACCUAAAUAACACAUUAAUUGAGUUUUUUGAAAGACAACAAGCGUACCAAAAAUCUGGAGGCUUCCAACCAGUGCCAGAUGAAGGUAGACUGCCCCGGUCAGAUGAAGUAUUAUCUAACGAGGCAAUAUGGCUUAAAGACGAACUCGAAAAGUAUAUGAAUCAAUGA
Messenger RNA from Debaryomyces fabryi, 528 nucleotides. It is a transcript of the gene HNT2, whose product is annotated as bis(5'-adenosyl)-triphosphatase. The coding region runs from base 1 to 528 and encodes 175 amino acids. The transcript has a single exon. The record is from RefSeq and is a predicted model, not a curated record. Gene Ontology annotation, molecular function: catalytic activity. NCBI's taxonomy places the organism in Eukaryota, Fungi, Ascomycota, Pichiomycetes, Serinales, Debaryomycetaceae.